Molecule: messenger RNA, 6410 nt
Organism: Chiloscyllium plagiosum (whitespotted bambooshark)
Lineage: Eukaryota; Metazoa; Chordata; Chondrichthyes; Orectolobiformes; Hemiscylliidae
Gene: atp6v0b
Product: ATPase H+ transporting V0 subunit b
Biological process (GO): proton transmembrane transport
Cellular component (GO): proton-transporting V-type ATPase, V0 domain
Molecular function (GO): proton-transporting ATPase activity, rotational mechanism
Source: RefSeq, a predicted model, not a curated record
GACGCGCUUCACGUGAUAUCGCCCAACGCCUCACGUGACUGGUGCCCGAGCGUUGGACAGAAUCGCCCUGGUCACCGACCGCUAGCCGUCUGUCCGGAACAAUGAACGGCUACGCGCUGCUCUACGGCGGUAUCACUGUGGCCUUUUGGUCUACCAUCCUGGUAGUAGGCAUUUGUUACACAAUAUUUGACUUAGGAUUUCGCUUUGAUAUAGGAUGGUUUUUAACAGAAACAUCUCCGUUUAUGUGGGCAAACCUUGGAAUUGGAUUAGCCAUCUCUUUGUCUGUUGUGGGGGCUGCAUGGGGAAUUUAUACAACUGGAUCCAGCAUUCUUGGUGGGGGUGUGAAGGCACCAAGGAUUAAAACCAAAAAUCUUGUCAGCAUCAUUUUUUGUGAAGCUGUUGCAAUUUAUGGGAUUAUCAUGGCUAUUGUCAUCAGUAAUAUGGCAGAGCCAUUCAGUGGCACCACUCCUCAGACAAUUGGAGCCAGGAAUUAUCAAGCAGGGUUCUCCAUGUUUGGUGCUGGCCUGACUGUUGGAUUUUCUAAUCUGUUUUGUGGUAUCUGCGUUGGCAUUGUGGGUAGUGGUGCUGCUUUGGCUGAUGCCCAGAAUGCCAGCCUGUUUGUUAAAAUCCUGAUUGUUGAAAUUUUCGGCAGUGCCAUUGGAUUGUUUGGAGUCAUUGUGGCCAUCCUACAGACAUCUAAAGUGAAAAUGGGAGAUUAGCCAUCAUGAAGACAUUGAAAAUCCGAAUUCUGGCAAUGAGACCAAGAUUUGCUGUAUAUAAUUUAUUUAAGUGUACAUUUUUCCAACAUAUUUGUGGUUUUUAACCCACCAUUUGCUGAGGCGUGAUUGUGACACAGUCUGAAGUGAUUCCUGAUCAGUUCUGCAAAAUGGGCCAGGUGCUGUCCAGCAGUAUUCCGUAGUUUAGUCUGUAUUCUGAUUAACAUGCAAAUGUGUAACCCAUUUCAGAUUCUAAAUGGGGUGGAAUAAUGAGACAGAAUGUUGAAGACUACUCUUGCUGUCUCUUAUAAAUAGAGAGAUUUAUUUCUUAUGGCCUUGUGCAAGACAGCAGCUGAAAAUACCUGUGUUGAACUGUGACGAUGAUAAAGAACCAUCUGAUAGAUUUGCAUUCGAGUUCUGUGGCUUCCAGUCAUCAAAUCUGCAAUGGAUGAGUUAAACAAAACUCACUUCCCAUCAAUUUGUGUACCUAAGUUGCACCUUUGUAUGUUAUAUGUUUCUUGUAAAUGUAAUGGAGCAACUUGAGUGUUACACCGCAAUGAUAACCAGAAAAAAUAAAGUACAUGUUUAUAUGUGGGUUUGCAUCAAGCAUUCACUUUCUGCACCCAUCCUGCUCUGCUUUCCCCACUAUACUUUUAAGAGAAACCAAUUUUUAUUAAAUUUUGUGCUGGUCUGUUUUCAUUUGCCUGCCUAUUCAUAUUUGUAUCUGGGUUGGAUUAGUGCUUUCAACCAUACCAAUUGAAUCGGAGUAUUGGAUUACUGAGAAAAAGUAUCAUUUCAGUGACUAGGGCAGUAAAAGUGUGUUGUACAACAGUGUUUAGGUCUCUUCACACUGAAUCAGCUUUGGAUAAAUCAGGAAAUAUAAACAGGCUGUAACUGCAAAGGGGAAAAGUAAGGGGUGGAGAAACUGAAAAGGUCUGGCAGUAUCUAUGGAGAGAGAAACCGUUAAUGUUUUAAGUCCUAUAGGACCUGAGUUUCUCCAGCACUUCGUUAUUUAUUUCAUAUUCCCAACGUCCACCGUAUUUUGUUUUUGUUAUAACGAGUAUUUUUUAAGCAGUAAUGAAGAUAUAAUAUUUGAAAAAGUUAACUCCAUCUAACUUGAGCUAAUCAGUUGAUCUGCCUCCUUUUGCGAGUAACAAAUUUGUUGACUUAUGCGGAACGAUCAUGACUAAUGGAGGCAAGUGAUGGUUCUGGUUGAGUGUGAAAUGCUCCUUUAUGAACUGUUCUUGUAACCAACAUGACUCUCUCUGCUGAGUGGAAGUUUAAUCUGAAAAUUUUCUCAUGAAUGUUGCCCUUCCACCUUAAUGGAUAAAAGUUUUGUGCCCGUUAUAAUUGCAUAUUAUGCUUGCUUUUUUUUAAAAUUUAACUGCAAGAACGUGUUAAGUCUCUUUGCCAAUUAAGUUUUACCAACUUGACACAUAUCUUUCCUGUAUUAUAGAGGGAAAAAUCUUGUGACACACUGAGUUAUCAAAUUAAAUUUGGCAUUUUCCCACAAGAUACUAGGACGGAUGAUUAAAAAGCCUAGUCAAGUGGGUUUUAAGAACUUCCUAAAGAAAGAGAGAGACGUGGCAGGAUGUAGGGAACUAGUAGCAGAGGCAUGACUGCCUGUGUGGAUCGGCUAAUAUCAGGGAUGCCAGAGAGGUCAGAGUGGGAGGAGACAAAACAACAAAUGCUAGAGAUCACAGCGUAUCAGGCAGCAUUAUGGAGAGAGAGCAAGGUAUCAUUUUGAGUCUAGAUGACUCUUCGUGGGUGUUGCCUGACCCACUAUGAUCUCCAGCAUUUAUUGUUUUCAGUACGGAUUCCAGCAUAUGCAACAAUUUGCUCCUACAGAAUUUGAGGACUUCAGCUAUCUCAGGUGUUUGUAGGGCUUGAGGUGAUUCAAGAACGAGAGAUGAAACAAUGGAGAGAUUUGAAAACCAUGGUGAGAAUUUUUAAGAUGUAACUGUUGCUUAACCAAGGAACUGAAUUUUUUUUUCCCCAAGUUUGAGAAUGAAUUGACACCUGAAGUAAAUUAUUUAAUAUCAAAAUGUUUAGGACAUAUUAUCCCUGUUUCCAAUUUUAUCUGACACUUAAACAUCUGAUCAGUACUCCACUUAUUUGGGGGCGGGGGGGGGUGCACAUUGGAAACAAUGUUCUAAUCCCCCAAAACUGAUUCUGUGUUGAAAGUAGGAAUUUUCUUAAACUAUUUGUUUAUGCGCAGUGGUCCAGAUUUUGAGGUACUAAUGACUCUGAAACUGUCAAUACUCACAGCUAUCAUUUCUAUGAAAUUCUCAACAAUUCUGGAGUUGGUACAUGUGCAGCAUAACAGGAAAUCCAGAGAUUGAUGUCUAUGAUUCUACAUUUCUCCAUAGGAUUUACUUUUCACUCAACUACAACUUGCAGUAUUGAAUCCUGUUUAAGCUGCUGCACUUUGGGAGAUUGUGAACGUGUUGAAGCAAGUACAGAAAUGAUUCAGGAGUGUGGUUCUAGGAGUGAGCAGUUUCAGUUGUGAAGAUAAAUUGAAGUUAGGAUUGUUUCCCUAGUUAGCAAACACUGGGACAGGGGAGGGGUAUUCAAAAUCAUGAAGGUAAAUAUGGAGAAACUGCUCCCACUUAAGAGCAAGAGGGCAAAUUUACUGAGUUUAAAGAGUUUACUGUUAAGUGAUAAGUCAAAAAUAAUUUUCACAGAUUAAGUUUAAAUGUUUGCAAUAUCGUGUAAAUCAGUGAAAACAUUGAAAAGAAUAGAUCUGUUCACUGAAAAGGAAGAUGUUGCAGUUACAAGGAAGUAGGAAAAUGUUGAUAAGGGAAUUUGUCAGUGAACUGAUUUACAGACAGUGAACCAUUGAAAAUGCAAAUUGUUUUUGGAUGAGGUGUAACUGGGUUUCUUUUUAGUGGUGUGGUAAAUACAUAAUCACUGCUGCAAAACCUCCCCGGCUGUGGAAUCUCAGACCUCUCCAUUGUAAAGAUUCAACUCUACUUUUAAAAAAAAAAAAUCAGGUUCUACCUCUGGCCUAUAUGUCCUAAAUAUUUAUUUCAGCUUCUGUAAACUGUAAUUAAAAGUGAAGCAUGAUUAGUGCACUGUGGUCUGAGAAUACUUGAAUAUGGUUUCUUAUCCUUGACAUUACUGCUGGAUGCCUGAAAAUACCUUGAAUACAAAAUUCAAGCCAGGAAAGGGGAAAUCGGCACCACAGAUAUUGCUACCUCUGAGAGGGAGCUUCCUUUAAGGUCAAGGCUGUGAUUUUGCUGUUGAUGACAAAAUUCAAAGUAUAUGAGUGCUUGGUUUAUCCACUCUUGAGCUAGAUCCAUAAUGUAACUGGUGCAUUUACCUGAUAUUCUGUUAUGGUGUAUAUUUUCUGUAAACUGAAACAUACCAUAGUUUUUACUAUUUUGGUAUUAUGUUGUAGAGAUUUGUUUCAAAUACUUUUAUGCCAUUGUAGUCUUUCAGUUCAAAACUUGAUUUUGAAUAUGUGUAUAUACGCAUUAAUGCACAUCUGCUAGUAGGUGCAAGCAGAAGAAAGGUAUUGCACUGCUUUCUUGGAUAGAUAUUGAUAAUUAGCUUCACUCUUCAUUAUCUGCCUUGAAUUCUUAAUUAUAUAUGAUCAUCUGCCAGCUUGUACAAGAUGUACUACCUAAAUGCUUUGUGUUAUGCUGCCUUUUCAUCUGUGUUCAAGUGCACGUGAUAGUCUUUGAGCCAUAAAAUGAUAGACAAAAAUCAGUUAAAUCAAAUCAAGCUAAAGUUUUUAUUACUUAACAUUGUGGCAUUUUUGUUGACCCAUUUAUAGAUCUGUUUAUUUUAAAACAUUUUCUAAAGUUUUUCCCUUAUCCGUCUAUAGAAAUUCAGUUUUGCAUGUCUGUUUUCAAAUGUAACUUAAUGUGCUGCUGUAGACUGUUUUUCUUAAUUUUGUGAUAGUUAUGUGAUGCAGCCCAGUUUAGGGGGCACUUUUUCUGUUUAUGGAUUUGUACUUCAAUUUGUGAAAUAAUUUUACAGUUGUCUUGGAAAUUUAUAUUUUGAUUUCCAGUUAGUCCUAAACUUGAGAACUAACUUUGCUACUAGCUGGACACAUCAUGAAGUAAGUUGAAGAUGAGACAGAAUAUUUGCAAAUGGAUGCAACAGUUUGAAACUGCGCUUUAAUAGUACAAAUGUUCAAAUCGCAAAUGAUAGUUAAAGCAUUUAUUUUUCAAGUAUAUUUGAAUUUAUUUUUUGAAGGGGAUGUGGAAAAAUAAUUUAUGAAGCCAAAUUGAAAUAGUAAUUAUACCUGAAUCUGAUUUCAAAUUUAUUUUGGACAAUGACAUCUGAGAUUAGAUACCUGCAUCAUAAGUGGUACUGCACUGUAAAGAUUGCAAUUACUUUGAUUCUUGCAUUUGAUUUGACACCUUUUGAUGAAAUGACUGACUAUAAAAACAUUAGCCAGCAGCAGGAUUUGUUCAAGGAACUCUGCAUUUUUUUUUCUAUACUUUUUAAACCAGGCAUGAAUUGGAAAUGUAAACUAUGACUAUUUGAAAAUCUUUUCCACGUUGGCAUGAGAUCAGUUAGUUUAUAAUGGAAACCAUUACAUUAACCUCCACCUGCCAUGAUGUGAAACUUGGGGUGCAUUGUAUGUAAACUCGUAUUUUAGAUCUAAAACACUAGGAUGAGAGGGGCAAAAUAGUUACAAUUCAGUGAAAACUUCUAAAACAAAGGACUUUGGUUGGGUCUAAUGUCUCUCCCUCCUCUUUCUUGCUCCAACCCUCUCUGGCAUGUAAGUCCAUUUGCAUUUUGGAGCAAGCACUCAAACAGAUUUGUGGAAUUUUUGUUAUUAAUCAAGUAGAUUCUCAUUGAAUUAUUUUCAUCUGGGAUUCUUUAUGAACAGUUCAACAGAACCCAAGGUGCAAUGGAUUAUAUCACCUAUAAUAAAAAGAUGGAGCAAAUUAGCUUUUAAGUAACAAUGAUGUGUAAAGCUAGAGUGAGUUUUCGUGAUUGUUCAAGCACGCAAUUGUAGAAUAUUUUCAAAGCAAAUAAAAAUGCUGUCUUGGUAAACCUGGUUAGCUAUGUUCAACAGUAGUUUGAGUCUUGAAAUGGAGACAUGUCUUCCUAUAACCAUAUGUAAAGAGAAUGAUGUUACAAGUUAAAUUGCAGUUUUUGAUUGAAUAAUUAUCUGUAUAUAAUGCUCUAGUUUAGCAGGCAAUUAAUAGAGUGGAUUAAAUGGAGCAACCUACUGCAUUCUGGUAAAUCCUACUGAACUAAAUAUAGUAACCAGCCCCUUGCAUCUAUUUGAUAGAAAAUCUGCCAGAAUAGUUCCUGCAGAUUUGCAGCAGAAGAUUUUAAAUCGAUCAUGAGCCUUUCUUAUCUCCUUUGUAAUGUACAUGUUCUUGCAGAUUCUUGUAUGAAAUGUUCAUCUCCAAUCAAGGAAUUAUAACUACUUUGUGUAAAAAUAGCCAGAAAAUUACUAUCUGAUUUCUUCAUGAUGGAUGAUACUAAUUAUUUCAAAUGUUCUGUGAUUAUGUUGAAAUGUGCAACUGAUAAACUUUGUAGAAUGCCAUUUGGGAAUGUAUUCUAUGUCGGCACUGUACAGGGUUCAACUUGCAAAAUGUCUGAAACAAAUUAAAUUGCGGAGGAACAAAACUGCUGUAGUUUAAUUUUGUUUUUUGAGAUGACUAGUUGUUUGAAGUUCCUUCAAAGUUUUCAAAUUAAAAUCGGUCUUGUUAAUUGGUACCUCCA